Messenger RNA from Clarias gariepinus (North African catfish), 805 nucleotides. RefSeq names its product cornifelin-like. The record is from RefSeq and is a predicted model, not a curated record. The transcript is spliced from 4 exons. Gene Ontology annotation, cellular component: cornified envelope. NCBI's taxonomy places the organism in Eukaryota, Metazoa, Chordata, Actinopteri, Siluriformes, Clariidae. The coding region runs from base 172 to 516 and encodes 114 amino acids.
ACAUUUGUGAGUGAUUAUGGUGUUCUCUUGUGAUCAAGCUACUAUGAGGUUUAUAGAGAGCUUCGGAAACAUUGCAGGCGUGGUGUCACAACUUCCUCUUAGACAUUUGUGCUCAAAGAUUUAGAUCAAGAGACUUGAGAGUACCAGACGAGAGACCAACAGUUCAUCAACAUGUCAAACCCAGUAAUUACUCAGCCGGGUGCAGCCUCCUACGGCACCAAUGUGCAGACAGGAGAGUGGAGCACUGGCCUCUGCUCCUGCUGUAGCGACCUGCUUGUCUGUGCUCUUGGUUGCAUCUGUCCAAUUGCACUGAGCUGCUAUACAGCAAACAAAUAUGGCGAGAACCCAUGCCUAGCAUGUGUUCCUGGAGGCAUGGCCGCUAUGAGGACACACAUGAGACUGACAUACGGCAUUCAAGGUACAAUAUGCAAUGACGCCCUGAUGACCUGUUGCUGUGGAAUAUUUGAGACAUGUCGAAUGACCAGAGAAAUUCGUAUUAGAAAUGGAGAAGCCUAAUUAGGCAUUUUUACUCUAACUGUAAUUUGUAACAGAGAAUCCUUGUCACUGCAGGCUAUAGAUUUUAAUUGUCCUUUCUCUUUUUUCUUUUGUUUUUUAGCAUUUCUGUAAGAGAAUAGUCAAACGCAUUCGAUUUAAUUUUAACUAAAUGUAAAUUCAAAAGUAAUUUCAAAAUGUAACGAUAUAUAUUUUAAUAUGUAGCAAUCUUGAAAAAAUAUUUUUUAAGAAAACAUAAUAUAUUUCCCAAAACAAUGUGGAUGACCUAAUUAAAAGACAUUCAUAAACAGAA